Molecule: messenger RNA, 216 nt
Organism: Ustilaginoidea virens
Lineage: Eukaryota; Fungi; Ascomycota; Sordariomycetes; Hypocreales; Clavicipitaceae
Exons: 2
Coding region: 1-216 (71 amino acids)
Source: RefSeq, a predicted model, not a curated record
AUGGGAAAGGAAAGUCCGCAGUUUGCUCAUGCGGCGCGCGGCGGUGCUGUAUGGUGGACCAGCCCUGGAUCCACGCACGAGCAAAGCCUACCAGCAUGUUUCGCGCUUUCUCGUCUUCUCCGCCAUGGCGCCCUAUUUCAGUUUAUCCUUGAGCUGAUAGAGGAAGCUUGUCCGUCCAUCACCGCCGGAUUACCGCUCUUUGAUCCUCCCCCCUGA